Molecule: messenger RNA, 348 nt
Organism: Marchantia polymorpha subsp. ruderalis
Lineage: Eukaryota; Viridiplantae; Streptophyta; Marchantiopsida; Marchantiales; Marchantiaceae
Source: the annotation of a GenBank genome assembly
AUGCGAAGAGGCAUUCAGUCAACGAGGGGAAGAAGACUGAGGUCGGGAAGGUUCGACCUUUGGGAUGGCGUGUGUUCGUUGGACUUUUUAAUUCCCAGAUACGCAGAGCGAGGAAGUUCUGCUAGCGAGCCUGGUCAUGGCCUGCAAGCCAGGCGGAGUGAGCGGGAGUUUAGGUUUCCGCGAGCAAUUAGUAGUAGUAGCACUACCUGGUCAGUGGAAUCAGUCCAAAUCCCCGUCCGAGGCCGUGCUGCUCUGAGUUGGUCUAGUCGGAAGGAGCUAGGCCGGCUGGGGAGCUGGUUUCGGUGGACGAGCGAGCACCCACUCCCCCAUUCUGGAUCGAGGAUCUGA